Molecule: messenger RNA, 1830 nt
Organism: Colletotrichum siamense
Lineage: Eukaryota; Fungi; Ascomycota; Sordariomycetes; Glomerellales; Glomerellaceae
Exons: 2
Coding region: 1-1830 (609 amino acids)
Source: RefSeq, a predicted model, not a curated record
AUGUCCGUUUGCGUCGAGCAGUCCAUGCACACAAACGACGACGACCACCCCGACGUCACGAAUAACGUCUCCCGAGACCGAGACCCCUCCGGUAUCGAUAGGCGACCGUCGCGAGACGACUACAAUGGUAACGCCAACGCUACAGAAGAGUUAACCUCGAUCAUGACUGCCUCAAUCAUCACAACAAUCCUCAACACCGCUUCCAACCCCGUAUCUCCCGGACCCUCCAGUCCUCCUCUCGAACAGGCCAAGAGCAAUGACUUCGUGCCCCCGACCCGCCCCAGCAGCACUCCCUUCCUCCACCCCGAUCAACGAAAUUCGGAUUGCUGCUGUCCGAUGGCUGAGGACACCGAGGCCUACGGAGGCCCGGGUAUCACCACCCAUCCCUACUCCCUCGAGACCCCGGAGGCCUCGCCCUCACUGAACCUGAACGAUCUUCCCGCCGAGAUUCACGAGUGCAUCCUUGAUCAUUUAUUCGGAUACCGCGUAUCCACAACGUCAAAGAGUUCGGUGGGCAUGCCGAGCGUGACCAAGAGCUGGGGAACCGCGCUGCGACACUCUCGGCGCAGGGAGUUGUCAGAAUUGGCCCUCGUGAGCCCCGUAUGGAGAAUCCUGAUUCAAGAGCGCUUGUAUCGCCAUAUCAAGAUCAAGGCGACGGUGGAAUCCCUCGAGAUGGCCAUGAUUUACUUCAGCGAGCACGACCACCUUCGUCGCUACGUGAAACACAUUGAGAUUUGGUUCCCGGUGUUCCAGCCCAAGUACGGACCGCUGGCGCUAAGCACUACCCUCGCCCUCCCAACGGUCACCAUGGACGGAUUGACGAAUGCGACCUACACACUCCCCGCCAACAACUGCAGCCUCGAGGAAGCCUUCUCUUUCGUCUCCCAGGCUCUGCCUGACGUUUGCGUAAUGACGAUUGAGGGUGGUGAGAGAAAGAAGGCGCCGAAGGUGCAGCAUAGCUGGCAUAGGCGGCCGGCUGGCUGGCAUCUUCCCACCCUCGAAUCGGUGCGCACCUUGGUGACCAAGGGCCAGUGGAAUCUCAUGCGCAGCGACUCCGAUUUCGCAGCCAUUUUGGGUUCCCUCCCUAAUCUGAACGAGUGGCACGGCUCCUACAGCAAGCCCAAGUCCAAGAGCUACCUAAGCAUGGCCAGCAUUCUUCCCAAGCUGCCGACAAAUUUGACGUACCUCAACUUGUGCCUGGAGAGCGACUACAGACGGGAAUUGACGUGCCCUCCAUUCUACAUGAAGGUCUCCAACCAAGUACACUUCUGUACUCGGCUGGCGGAUGCGACGCCGGCGCUUGAGCACCUGGCAUACACUGGUCGUGUGUGCAAGGCCUUUUUCAACAUGGCAGCCAUCAGAUCCGACCCGAGAACAACCCGGCUCAAGACGAUUGACCUGACAGUCAAAAACUGCUGCCGGCCGGUGCCACAGUUCCACGACUCGGGAAGUGGAAUUCAAGAUAUGAACUUUAUCCACGCGUUUGAGAUGCUUGUCCUUGCAGGCAUCCACUCCAUGUCAACUCUGAAGGCACUCGACUACCUGCGGAUUCGGUUUGUGGACUUGGAUUCUCCUGUUCCACCACUGAACCCGUACUUUGUCCUCCGCGACGGCUGGUGCUCAGGCGUAUGGAGCGACAAUAUUCUAGCAGAGUUGAACCGAGUGCGACCAAACGCGAAGUUUGAGCAGUUGAGCGAAUCCUUUGGCGAAGUCGGGUUUAACAAGGACGGCCGCAUGAUCAUCAGCCCUGAUUACCCGCGCUCGAGAGUCCUCUCACUGAAGCUGGCCAACUAUGCCCUGCUGGCUGGUAGCGUCGCCGCAUUGCCAUAG